UACAGAGGCUGGAAGGGCGAGAGCGGAGCUCGGAACCCGGCAGCCAAGAAGAAGAAGAUGAAAGAUCCCAGGUCAGAGCCUCAGGCCGAGUGGACUUCAAACAGCCCUCGGGGCGUCGGAAGCAGCCUCCGUGGCAGCCGCCAGCCUCGAUAGCCGCCCGUGCUGCCCAGGGCUGAGGAGGAGGGCGGCCCGAACCCGGGACUGAGGCUCCGUGCCACCUGCGCGCGCGGCCCCACACCUGCGCGCUGUCCGCCCGGGGACCGGACCUGCGGGCUCCUCAAACUUUGGUCCCGCCUUUGAAGGUACGGGAAAAAAAGAAGAAGAAGAAGAAGGAAAGAAGGAAGAAAGAAAUCCAAGAUCAGAUUGCAGUGACCCAUCCCGCUACCCUUCUGGUUCGUCCGAGUUUUUGAAAGCUUGCCAUUCUGACUCCAGUUCUGGAAAAUUGGCAGCCACCGAGACCCGGCUGAGAAGACAAAGGCUUGGCAAGCUCCACACUGAGCGGGCCAAGACUGAGGACAGGUUGGAGGCGUGUCGUGGACAUCUGAGUCUUGACCCUGGGGCCUACGCGCUGCCACCGCCGCGGCUACCACAGACCCAGCCUCGAACUCCAAGACUGCGUACCGAGGGCCUCAAUCAUGUCCACUCCCGGGGUCAAUGCGUCCGCCUCCUCUACCCCCGACCGUCCGAACAGCCCGGUGACCAUCCCGGCGGUGAUGUUCAUCUUCGGGGUCGUGGGCAACCUGGUGGCCAUUGUGGUGCUGUGCAAGUCGCGCAAGGAGCAGAAGGAGACGACCUUCUAUACGUUGGUAUGCGGACUGGCCGUCACCGAUCUGCUGGGCACGUUGCUGGUGAGUCCGGUGACCAUCGCCACGUACAUGAAGGGUCAGUGGCCCGGAGGCGAAGCACUCUGUGAGUACAGCACCUUCAUCCUGCUCUUCUUCAGCCUGUCCGGCCUCAGCAUCAUCUGUGCCAUGAGUAUCGAGCGCUACCUGGCCAUCAACCACGCCUACUUCUACAGCCACUACGUGGACAAGCGGCUGGCCGGCCUCACGCUCGUCGCGGUCUAUGCGUCCAACGUGCUCUUCUGCGCACUGCCCAACAUGGGCCUGGGCAGCUCGCGGCUGCAGUACCCUGACACCUGGUGCUUCAUUGACUGGACCACCAACGUGACGGCGCACGCCGCCUUCUCCUACAUGUACGCCGGCUUCAGCUCCUUCCUCAUUCUCGCCACCGUGCUCUGCAACGUGCUGGUGUGCGGUGCUCUGCUCCGCAUGCACCGCCAGUUCAUGCGCCGCACCUCGCUGGGCACCGAGCAGCACCACGCGGCGGGCCCGGUCGCGGUGCCCUGGGCCCCCUGCCGGAGCAACCCGACCGCCGCCUCCCCCGCCCUGCCGCGCCUCAGCGACUUUCGCCGCCGCCGGAGUUUCCGCGGAAUAGCGGGCGCCGAGAUCCAGAUGGUCAUUUUACUCAUCGCCACCUCCCUGGUGGUGCUCAUCUGCUCCAUCCCUCUCGUGGUACGGGUAUUCGUCAACCAGUUAUAUCAGCCACGUUUGGUGCAAGAAAUCAGCAAGAACCCAGACUUGCAGGCCAUCCGAAUUGCUGCUGUGAACCCCAUCCUGGACCCCUGGAUCUAUAUCCUUCUGCGGAAGACCGUGCUCAGCAAAGCAAUAGAGAAGAUCAAGUGCCUCUUCUGCCGCAUCGGCGGGUCCCGCAGAGACCGUUCAGGACAGCACUGCUCAGACAGCAGGAGGACAUCUUCCGCCAUGUCUGGCCACUCUCGCUCCUUCCUCUCGCGAGAGCUGAAGGAGAUCAGCAGCACAUCUCAGACCCUCCUAUACAUGCCGGACCUCAGUGAAAAUGGUCUUGGAGGCAGGAAUCUGCUUCCGGGUGUACCUGGCAUGGGCCUGGCCCCGGCAGACACCACCUCUCUGAGGACUUUGCGAAUAUCAGAGACAUCGGAUUCCUCCCAAGGUCAGGAUUCAGAGAGUGUGUUGCUGGUGGACGAGGUUACUGGAAGUAGCAGGUCUGGGCCUGCCCCCAAGGGGAACUCUCUGCAAGUCACAUUUCCCAAUGAAACACUGAACUUAUCAGAAAAAUGUAUAUAGUAGCUAAGGGAAGAAAUACAGCACUGUUUCUGGAAGCAUAUAAAAUCCUGUGCAGUAGACACAUAAAUGAAGUGUUUCACUGUGCUCAGAAGGGCUCUUUUUUCCUUCAGCUCACAUUAAAGAACAUCUGGGCUCUUUAGCACUUUCCAUACAAUCAAGUUGAUUCACAGGGGACCCGUGGUCUGAAGCACAUUGGUUGUCACUUCACUAUGACACAGGAUUUCUGUCACCACUUGAUGGCUGGGAAGAUCUACCCUCAGUUUUUCUACUUGAUAGGAGGAUGGCGUAAGUUUUGCUAUUUUCAUAACAUCCAGAGCUUUAUAUCUGGCAUACAGCAGAAGGCCAGGUACAGAAGGGCUCUAUUCCAAUAAACUAUGAGGACUAUCUUGUGAUUUAAGUGUCUCACUAAAGCAUGAAAUGUGAAUUUUAUUGUUGUAGAUAUGAUUUAAGGUAUUUAAAGUAUUUUCUUCUCUGUGAGAAGGUUUAUUGUUAAUACAAGGUAUAAUAAAAUUAUGGUAAACCCCCCCUUCCCCGUAUAACCAGCUGAAGUUGCAGGUGUUAUUUUUCAAAAACAAGUUCAGGCUAAGGUGUGGAAAAUACACAGUGAGAUUCAUAGCUAUAAAAAAAAAGAUAUAAAUUUUUAAAAGAAAGAGUUUAAUAUUAUAAAAGGAAUAAAGCAAAAUAUUUUAAGACAUGAACAUUAUAGUCCAAAAUAUUAAAGUUCUUUCCAAGCUAUGUGUAAUUCAUAGUAAAAUAUUUUUAGUGAUGCUACAUGUAUUUAUCCAGAAAACUGUGAUUUUGGGAGAAGCUAACCUGCUGGUAAAUAUUUUUUACUUCUGUCCCCACAAAAUUUUUUAAAUUUUAAAAAGUCUGAAUAAAUAACCCAUAACUGAAGUGUAUAAUAUAAAGGAGUCUAAACAACUCGUUUUCCCUCUUAAAGUGUUCAUAGUUUUACUUUCCUAAGGAAUGAUCUAGAGUAUCCUUUAAAAUUUAAGAGGAAGGCAGAUUGCACCAUGAAGGCCUUUAUUUUGAGAUGUGGAAGUGUCACAGAUGCCGUAAGAGUUUAACAACAUAAGGAGUGCAGAACUUGGACACAUUAAGGGUAACCUAGCGGUUUUGUGUAACACCCAGUGAUGCCGUACACAUUUGAAGGACCUUUCUCAAGGAAAUACUAAGCAUGUUUUGUUGCUUAAAGUGUUUUUGUGAAUUGCUUGGUUGUAAUUAAAUUCUGAGCCUGGUAGUGAUAUGGUUUUAAGAAGCAGUUGUACCAACUGAAAGUAUUUUGGAGAUUAUAAUAAAUAAAUAAAUAAAUACA
Ailuropoda melanoleuca (giant panda) is the source of this 3420-nucleotide messenger RNA. It is a transcript of the gene PTGER4, whose product is annotated as prostaglandin E receptor 4. The record is from RefSeq and is a predicted model, not a curated record. Bases 636 to 2105 code for a protein of 489 amino acids. Gene Ontology annotation, molecular function: prostaglandin E receptor activity. Gene Ontology annotation, biological process: cellular response to prostaglandin E stimulus; inflammatory response; adenylate cyclase-activating G protein-coupled receptor signaling pathway. Gene Ontology annotation, cellular component: plasma membrane. The transcript has 3 exons. Lineage: Eukaryota; Metazoa; Chordata; Mammalia; Carnivora; Ursidae.